Molecule: messenger RNA, 1782 nt
Organism: Pecten maximus
Lineage: Eukaryota; Metazoa; Mollusca; Bivalvia; Pectinida; Pectinidae
Product: polypeptide N-acetylgalactosaminyltransferase 4-like
Exons: 1
Coding region: 1-1782 (593 amino acids)
Cellular component (GO): Golgi apparatus
Source: RefSeq, a predicted model, not a curated record
AUGUCGGGAGUCUACACCAGGUCUUUCCGAUGGAAAAUGCGGAUAAUUUUCGCUGUGACCUUCGUCAUUGGAAUGGUUCCGCUCUUGUUCUGGAUGACCAAAUUGAUCCUACCAUGGGAGAACUACGGCGGAAGUAUAAUGGUCAAAACAUUGCCAAGGCAGUUUUCUUCUCAGAGACAGGACAGCGACAGUGAUUUAAAGAAAACAGUAGACAUUGAUGAAAAGGCGCAAGACAAGAGUUUGGAGGAAUAUGAACCCAAAAAGAUCAAGAUUUACAAUUUCUCCGAUAUUAUCAGGGAUUUUAAUAUUUCUCUAUACAAAGAUAUAGAUCCAUACCGUUUCUGUAUCAACGUCACCAAAACUCACGAAACAUCUGUGAACCGUCAGGUAUUAGAUACACGUCCUGGUGAGUGCAACUCUGUCAAAUACAAUAUCAUGUCACUUCCGGUGGCGUCCAUCGUGAUACCUGUCUUUAACGAACCAUGGUCAACAUUCGAGAGACUUAUAAACAGCAUUCUGAAGCAUUCACCUCGAUUGCUUCUUCAAGAAAUUAUCAUCAUUGAUGACAAAAGCGAUUUGGAUUAUUUAGGAGCCCCAUUGCAAAAGUACGUGGAACAGUUCGUUUUUAUGCAUCUCCAUAGAACAAAAGAGAGACUUGGGACUAUGAAAACAAGAGUAAUGGGUACAAAGUUGGCCAAAGCGGACGUGGUAGUUUUCCUGGAUUCACAUACGGAAGUCAAUGCUGGGUGGCUUGAACCCUUAUUGUACGAAAUAAGUCAAAACGGAACUGCAAUCGUGCAACCCUCUAUUGACAUCAUAGAUGCACAGACAUUCGAAUACAGUAAGUACUUUGAUAACAACAUAAGAGGCCAUUUUAAAUGGAGUAUGGCUUAUACAUUUGUCCCAUUAACCCCACAACAAAUGACAGCGGUAAGAGCACAGCCGACGAAAGCAUUCGACACCCCUGCCAUUGUGGGUUGCGCAUUUGCAGUUAACCGGAAAUAUUUUCUUGACAUUGGAGGGCUUGAUACGGGCAUGCGCACCUGGGGCGGGGAGGACGUAGAACUCUCCAUCAGGGUUUGGCUUUGUGGCGGAAGUAUGAAAAUCUCGCCAUGCUCUCACGUUGCUCACAUUUUCAAAGCGGGUCAUCCAUUCAAAAUGGAAUAUUCUGAUCUUGUCUACAACAACAGACGAACGGCGGAGAUGUGGCUCGGGGACUACAGGAAAUAUUUCUAUUAUUUUAAUGCUGGAUUUGCCAAACCCCCAGAGGCGACAGAUAAAUUCGAUAUUAUGGAUCCAGUAAAAAAGAAGUUUAAAUGUAAAGGCUUCGGUUGGUUUCUCCAAAAUGUUUUCCCCGAACUCGAAGUUCCACCAGAAGGGACUCUAUAUUUUGGAACCUUACGUAAUAGUGCGUCAGACUGUGUCGGUCCGUCUGACUCUGUCAAACUACAAUCCUACCCUUUACUGGUUUCUGCCUACUGUUAUCUUUACUACAAAGCCAGAAACUUUGCUCUCCUUGAAAAUGGCCGUUUAAUGAUUGAUGGCAAAUGUAUCAAGGUUAGACAAGACUUGUUAGUCGUUGGUCCAUGUACAAACGGGAUUGGUAAGUGGAGUUUGAAAGAAAAGCUACUUAUGUACAUCGACGGUUCAAUUUCAAAAUGUGCAACACAGGUGACCAAGGUCAUUAACUCCGAAAAACUACAGGUCAUCAAAUUAAUGCCGUGUAUAGAUACUACUAAGACAUCGGAGUGGGAGUUUGCUAAUAAAAUAUUCAAAGGUUAG